Molecule: messenger RNA, 1797 nt
Organism: Pogona vitticeps (central bearded dragon)
Lineage: Eukaryota; Metazoa; Chordata; Lepidosauria; Squamata; Agamidae
Source: RefSeq, a predicted model, not a curated record
GAGAGACAGAUCUCACAGAUAUCUGAGCGGCAUUGCCUCUGAGGACGAAAUGGGAAAAACAACAAACAGGAGCAUCAGUGCUCUUCAAAGCUCAGAAUGUCAACAAAACAUCCCUCUGAGGAAAGGUCCAGUGAAAUGUCCAAAAUGUCACACCGAGAUAAAUCUGUGUCACUGUUUGGAGGAUGGAGAAAAUUUCAGAUGGGGCCUAGAAGAUUCAAGAUUUCACACAGGGGAGAAACACAAAUGCUUUAGCUCUGACCUUAAAGCACCUCAACCAAUGCUUUCUGAAGAGAAAGUCUAUAAGUGCAGAGAGUGUGGCAUGAGCUUCAAGGGAAGUUCACAACUUCAAAGACAUCAAAGAAUACACACAGGAGAGAAAGCAUACAAAUGUCCUGAAUGUGGUGAGGCCUUCAGAUGCAAUUCACAUCUUCACGUACAUCAGCGAAUUCAUAGAGGAGAGAAGCCCCAUCAGUGCAAUGAAUGUGGGAAAAAGUUCAGCCAAAAGUCAAACCUUGUAGUACAUCAGCGAGUUCAUACAGGAGAAAAACCCUAUAAAUGUGAAGAAUGUGGGAGGAGUUUCAGCCAAACUGCAAAUCUUGUAAUACAUCUACGAAUUCACUCAGGAGAAAAGCCCUAUAUAUGCAAAGAAUGUGGAAAAAGUUUUAGUCAUCCCUCAGCUUUUAAGGUACAUCAGCGCCGGCAUUCAGGGGAGAAACCUUAUUCUUGUAAAGAAUGUGGGAAAUGUUUCUUCCGGAGCGGUCAUCUUCAAGUACACCAGCGGGUUCAUACAGGAGAGAAACCCUAUAAGUGUAAAGAGUGUGGAAAAUGUUUCAGUAAGUCCUCAAAUUUUAGAGUACAUCGGCGCCGGCAUUCAGGGGAGAAACCUUAUUCUUGUAAAGAAUGUGGGAAAUGUUUCUUCCGGAGCGGUCAUCUUCAAGUACACCAGCGAGUUCAUACUGGAGAGAAACCCUACGAGUGUAAAGAAUAUGGGAGGAGUUUCAGCCAAAUUGCAAAUCUUGUAAUACAUCAACGAAUUCACUCAGAAGAAAAACCCUCUGCAUGCAAAGAAUGUGGGCAAUGUUUCAGUCGUUCCUCAGUUCUUAAAGACCAUCAACGCUCACAUUCAGGGGAGAAAUCCUAUCGUUGCAAAGAAUGUGGAGAAGGCUUCUGUUGUAAUGCUCAGUACAUCAAACAUCAACAGAUGCACAGAGAGGGGAACCUUUGAAACGUGCAGGAAAUGAACUUCGUAAAUUCCACCCAUAUUUCCAGUCAGGGUAGAACACAUAAGCUGUUGUGAACCUAUGAAUGUACCUCAGAAAGAAACCUUAUGGUGGCUGCAAAGGGCAUAAUCCCCUCAACUUCAUUGAAUUCGCUUUCUCCGACGGCGCUACAAAACUCACAUUCCUAAUGGCUUUUUACAGCAAUAAGUGGAUGAUUAACAAGCAUGAUGCUCUGAAUGAGCUUUUGAGGGUGGGAACGCCGUUACAGAAAGAAAACAUGAUUUGUGCAACUUCUUUCCUUGUGUUCUGUGAUGUUUUGAUUAUUUUAAUCUUUGAUUGUUUUAAUUUUACUGAGAUGGUUUUAACAUGAUUCUAACCUCAUCAUUUUAUGAAAGUUGCCUUGGAACGGAAAUAAACGUUCAGACUGGAAUGAGGCCUCUUCAGAUUAUCAGACUGAAUUCUGCAAACAGGGAUCCUGAGUGGAUGAAUGUGAAUAAUCUUGAGCCUAUUUACAGGAGAGCAAAGUUUGUUCUCAUACAUGGACAACAAGGGGAAGAUGAGAAACCUAAUGAAUAAG